Myripristis murdjan (pinecone soldierfish) is the source of this 5634-nucleotide messenger RNA. RefSeq names its product transmembrane protein 267 (gene tmem267). The transcript is spliced from 4 exons. Bases 463 to 1206 code for a protein of 247 amino acids. NCBI's taxonomy places the organism in Eukaryota, Metazoa, Chordata, Actinopteri, Holocentriformes, Holocentridae. The record is from RefSeq and is a predicted model, not a curated record.
AUCUGUCUUGGUGUAAGGAUGCGAUGUUAACUGAGGUCGCUACCCGGCUAAGCUAACUGUCACAGAGCCUGACACAGAGCAGCCAGCAGGAAAUUAAAUCACAUCUCAUAUGAGCUUUAUCAGAUUUUUUUUUCUUCUUCUCAAAGGCACCAGACUGCACAAGAUAAGAGGCACUGAUAGGUUUUUGUUUGUUUUUUUUCUUCCCCAGUUUGACUCUGCCCUACAUUUCUCCCAGUUGCAUGACAGAAAGAGCCCAUUUAUAGCCUCUGUGUCCCCCGGGGGGUCAGAAGACAACAUGGGUUUCAAAUGAAGCCCUUACAGGCGGGAUGCUGAGUGAAGACGAGCCAUUUUUAUACCCAGGACUGAUGCAUCACCACUGAGACAAGAGAUAUUUUUUUGUCGAGUUUGCCUGAAUUUUGCUGACCUCUCUGUGGCGACCCGCCCGUCCAGCCAGCCGUCAAUAUGCAAGGCUUCUACUCCAAGCUCGACUCCUCCCCGGCCUCGUCCCCGCUGUUGGGGGUGGGCCUCGGCUCGGAGGGCGUCCCCGUCCCGCUCAGCCUGGCCGUGGAGACGGAGAAAGCUCAGGCCCUGCUGCAGACGUUCAGCUCCGCCUCUCUGCUGGCGUCGGCGGGGCUGGGCGUGUUCUGCGUGGUGGCCGACCACGCCCUCCAGCUCUCGGUCGUCCAGCACCACCUGUGGCUGCGGGCCGUCCUGGACAACGCCACGCACGGCCUGGUGGGGCUGUGGUCGUGGGCGAUUGUGAUCGGACUGAGGAAAAAGAGCGACCUGUACGAGGUGCUACUGGCUGGCCUUCUGGCGUCGCUCAUAGACUUGGACCACUUCUACAUGGCUGGAUCCCUGUCGCUGAAGGCUGCUGUGUCUCUCCCUCAGCGUCCUCCCCUCCACUGCUCCUCCCUCAUCCCCGUCCUCUGUCUGUCGCUGCGUUUCCUCAUGUGGAUCGGACGUCUCAAAGACGCCUGGUGCUCGUUGCCGUGGAUGCUCUUCAUCGCCAUGGCGUCGCACCACGUGCGAGACGCCGUGCGCCACGGCCUGUGGGUGUGCCCGUUCGGCAACACGGUGCCCAUCCCCUAUUGGCUGUACGUGAGCACCACGGCGACGCUGCCCCAUCUGUGCUCGGUGCUCAUGUAUCUGACGGGAACCCGGGAUGUGAUCUCGACCAAACACGGAGUCGCCAUCGACGUUUAAGGUCGUCGCGCUCCACGAGCUCUGACGUGGAGCUGCCGUGGAUCUGUCGAGCAGCUUUUAGAUAUUUUAAACUCCUUAAGAAAACCUUUUCUGGUACGUGAACGAUGAUAAAAGUGGAUAUAACACUUCAAAGAUCAGCUAAAGCAAACACUGCUUUUCAACUACAGUAAUUUUGACUUAGACGCCCCCUCCAUCUCCAUCUACUUCACUCAAGAAAAGUUUUGGUGAAGGGAAACCAAACGGCAGAAGCGCGCUUUCCAGUGUCGUAAAAUUUGACUCUCAGAAAAUAAAUUUACUUUGAAACGUGGUUGUUGCAAAGAUCCUGGGCACAGAAGUCUUCUGACUUUCGCCCGUCUGUCAGUGAAAAAUCAUGAAAAUUGAUUUAUAACUCAGUUUCACUUACCUUUUAAAGAGAUGUUAACAUCUUUUUAGCUGUUCAUGUGUGUUACGAGCGAGCCUCAACUACUUUUAGUCAGCUUAUAAGUUUGUCAUCCUUUACAUAUACAGUAUAUUUAUGUCCAGACAUGCUCUGUCAUCCUUUUAUGUGACCACCACCAGCCACCAUCACCACUUACAGUCGUCACUCAUAUUGACGUGGAAGUUGAUCACGUACACCCACUUUUUUAGCAGAGGGUCACUUUUACCCUCAGAUGAACAGUUUGCCUGUUAAACCACAAGUCAGCCCGGGGCCAACACUUCUUACAGACCAAGGCCCAGUGAACCAGCUUUUGCUUACGUCAGGAGAUUGUUCCUCUUUUCUUAUGAAAUAUUAGAUAAAAAAAAAAUACUCUGCUGAGAUGUUACAUGAUGAGUAACACCCCGUUUGGUUUAAAUGGUGUCCAGCCGUUUGAACUGCUCUGAUAAAUGCAGUGAAAAUGACUGGAAUUUAUCGAUGAGAGCCACACACUCUGAAUAACUUGACCGCUGCUCCUCGUCCUCUCCACCUGAGACUUUACUAACACACCUGGGUGAAAACACUUGCCUGCUAUCCCACAAUGCACCUGGAGGACUCUUGACAGAACACCUGGAUGAAUACAAACACCACCGUCACUCUUCUGUGCGGCUCGAGCGGACUGCUGUUCGAGACGAUUUCCUCUUAAAAAAGGGAACCCCUCCUGCUCCUCCUCCUCCUCCUGCAGCGGUGAUGCCUCUUCCAGCCACUUUGUACCCAAAUGUGAAACUAAAAUUCUUCCUCUGUGGUGUCAGCGCCUGCGUGGUCAUGGCAGACUCUCAUUGUGCUGCUUGGACGAGCCUUGUUGCCCAGUUUAAAAAAGUCUUUCUUAAAGCACUCUGUUUUUGCAGUUUUUAUCAGCAGCAGCGACUGCGGGGCGAGAUCUGCGUCGGAUCAGUGAGACUUUACAAACUGAUCUUUGCUUUUUACCACGGCGAUGUGAGACCAGGCAUUGUUGUGUUGUGCAGCCUCCUGACCUGGUAGUGAGCGCUUAGUGCACAUGUUGGGUUUUAUUUCUCCACUUCUUUGAUCCAAUCACACGACAGGAGAGACGAGCCUUCCAUGGCGACUGAACAUCAACUAGAACAACAAAAGUCAAACUCAAAUCCACCUCAUGGCUUCAGGUUUUAAAACACACCUGGUCUGUAGCCUCUGGUGUGUUUCAACAAAAGCAGAGGCUGAAAUAUGAGGUUGUGUAUUAACACCAGAUUGGAAACUGAUUUGUCCAUCAACUCAAGUACUUUCAUUUCAUUUUAUUUUAUUUUUUUAAGAGAGAGAGGAGAUGAGGUAAAUCAUAAAGUGGAACUGGAAUGAUGCUGGAUAUUUAUUUUAGUAUAUUUUUAUUGCACAGAUAGGGUGCCUGUUUACAUGUAAGAAUUUUUUUUUAAUCUAUUAAUUUCUUAAUGGAAAUGUUGAAGGAUAGAAGUUAAUGCUGGACACAUAUUGCUGCAGCUGCCUCUUUACGAUGCUGUAAACUCCUGUCCCGUGGAGAUUUUCCAAGCUGCUUCGUUAUUGGUCCACGUCCUGUGACUUUAAAAUUCCCAAUUACAUGAAAAUUUUGCAGUUCAGCAGAGCAUGGGAGAGAGCAUUUAUGUGGCGCGAGAGAGUUUAACAUUUCAGAAUCAGGCCAGUCACAUGCAUUCCUGAGCGAGAGGAGGUUGUUUUAUGGUAAAUUUUACAUGCUGCAUAGUGACGAUAUGAUGCAGCAGAACAGUGGUGCACCUGGUGUAAUUUAUUUUUAUUUUUAUUUCAUUGUCAAAUGAUUUUCUUUUCUAAACUGGUUUGGUUUAACAGCUUUUCUCUCUGGUAUUUUCGAUUUAUUAUCUGGCACACCAUUUUUUCCAUCUCUACUUAUUUAAAAAAAAAAAAAAAUCAUUUAAUUUAUUUUAUUAUUAUUAUUAUUUUAUGUAUUUAUUUUUAUUUAUUUAUAUUUUGCAUUAAGCAUAAGAUCCUCGGUGAGAGCAACAUGAGGGUGCUGUCUAUUUUUUGUCUUAUUUUUUUUAACAGAAAGUGAGAACUCCAUUUGGGCACUGGCAUGUGGAGGAAGAUUCAAACAAACAAACAAAAAACAGGCAUUUUUGUUUCUGGUCCACUGAAAUGCUCUAUUGAUUUAUAUUUUUAAACAGCAGUCCAUGAUGUUUUUUUUUUUUUUUUUUUUUUGCUGUGGUGAUUCAGAUUGUAGUGAUGACUGUUGUCCUCAAGAUGGUGCCAUUUAGCCACUGAGACUCACUCAUUUUUUUUGUACUGAAUUCAUGAUGAUGACUAUGAUUAGUUAUCAUUAUUAUUAUUAUUAUGAUUAUUAUUAUUAUUGUCAUUAGUAGUAGUCGUGGUCGUAGUGUUUCAUACCUGCCGACAUGUACAAACUCUGUGAAUGAGUUCUCACUUUCUGGCUGAGCUUCAGUUUCAACUUAACCAGGUGUUUCUGAACAUCACACUCAUAUUAAACUCACUGGAGGCUUUUAUUCUGAAAGGGGAAAUAAUUGAAUAGGGGGUUGUGGCAUUUUUGUUUCUUCUCCAUCAAGCUUAGUCUGUGGAAACUGGAAGUUUCAUGAUCUCAAACAGGAUCCAGUCCCUUUUUUUUUCUUUCUUUUUCAAUAUUGUACUAAACUUUUGUCACUAGAUGGCACUAUUGAGCCACAAAGGCUUUUUAUGUUAAUUGUUCUUUUGAGGAUUCAUUGUUUGGUUUUUUGGAGCCAUGCUACAUUCCUACAAAAUUUCCAAUGUUCUGGUUUCACAUGCAUUAUAGAAAUAAUUUGAUGAUGUGUAAAGGUUUUAGUUGGUUCUUAUUGUGUAUGUGUGUGUGUGUGUGUGUGUGUGUGUGUGUGUGUGUGUGUGUGUGUGUUAAGGGAGAGUUCUUAGUCAUAAAAACCAUCAUCAUCUUACAGCUUCUCUGUGUGAUAUCAGUGGCUUUUUUUUCACCACUUCAGCCUAAAAGCAUUACCUUCCGUAAGAGUAGAAGGGUUUUUUGUUUUUUGUUUUGUUUCCAAUAACCUGUUGUUUGCACUGACGCUCCUGCAGGUCUGGAUUUACCUUGACAGAUAUGAAAAGUGAUUAUUCUGAUCAUGUGCAGUCUUAAAGUGUGAGAAUUGCACAGUUUUUAAAAGGGAAGCAAAUCAUAGCACACACUCAGUCUGACUUCACGUUGUAGCUGUGCAGUGGUUCAGCGUCUUUAAUUUCAAAACGCAGAUGUUUGUCAUGAAUCACCUUCAGCGAGCGACACAGUCCUCUGCACUCGUCUGCCGCCGUUGAUCAUGAAGAAAAUCAUUAAGAAAUUAGUGCGAAAAACAAAAUAUACAUGUGAGAAACGUUUAACUGACAUCAGGGGUUAGAAAGUGAAUCGCCUCACGCCUCGACCGAGGUGAAUCAUUCUGAAACUGUCACUUCUUGGCGUGAAGGAUUUUCCCAGCUGCAGAGACAGUUUCAGAGCGGUUUUAAAAGGUGACACUUGGAGGGGAAAUAAUAACGUUUUGCCUUGUUUUUAAGCUCUUGGAAGGUACAACUGACAGGAUACAAUCUACAGUGACAAUGACAAGUAACAACUGAAUGUGAAAAAAGCAAUUCUCUGCAGAAUUAAUGCAAGAUUUAGAUAAGCUGUACAGUGGCAGAGCACUAAUGUGGGGCAGAUGCAUGAUAAAUGCAUGAAAUUGGACUUCACUCAACCACUGUGCAUUUCAGGGUGUGUGUGUGUGUGUGUGUGUUCAUGAGGGUCCCAUUUUCGAUGCCACUGUCACGCUCAGCAACACACCCUCACUUCCACUACUGCUUCUGUUUACAACGUGCCCUUUAUUAAUGUCACAUUACAUUGAAUUUUGCACUUUAAGUUUAAUUUUAGCGUUUCAGUUUUUCAGUUCGAGUUUUGUAUUAUUUGUUCAAUCUAUUUUGUAUGUCGGCAUUUUCAGUUUAAUAUAUUUGACAGUAGAUGGUGACAGGACAGUUUAAACGUGUUCUUUUUAUCUCAAUAAAAUCUAUACCCUGGA